AUGGCCUUACAAGCAACACUGUCGAUUCUGACAUUUCUGCAGUGUAUUUCGUUAUCAGUUCAGUGUGCACCAUUCUUUUGCACUUAUGCUAUGGGGCUAUGUAAUCCAUUCGUACCACGACCAAUGUGUCCACCGUGCUCUAUGGGCUAUGCUUGUUCGCCAGGCAUUGGACUAUGUGUUUCUAGAGCUAGGAAAUUCUCAAAACUGGCUCAAGAUGCUAUUGACGAAGAUGACAUUCAAGAGGAUCAAAAGGGCAUUCUGAAAGCGAAUAAAGAAUUUAAGACAUGCUGUGAGUUGAGUUCGAUGCCUGAUGGUUGCCUUGAUAAAUGUUCCUACAACCAAUACAAUCGACGAUCUGCUCAAAAAAUAGCGCUCGGAAUGGAGCCGUCGUGUCCAUCCGCAUCACUACCAGCACUGCAUGCGUGUGCUGCACGACAUAGUGAUCAUACGAAGUGUUGCUUGGAAAAGUCGAUUUUUGAUGAAUCUUUGUUCGAAAAAUGUCAACCCAUCUGCAGAUCUAAAGUUGACAAAAUCAUCAAACUCGAUGUCAGCUAUUUACCGUGUUUCGAGCAAUUCGAUCGACUGGUCUCUGAUUGUUUCAGAAACUACACAGCUACAGUCAGUGAAGAUUUUUGA
Messenger RNA from Anisakis simplex (herring worm), 636 nucleotides. Lineage: Eukaryota; Metazoa; Nematoda; Chromadorea; Rhabditida; Anisakidae. The record is from the annotation of a GenBank genome assembly.